AAUGUCAUGCCCCGAUCGGUCUGCGCAGCGCCGCAUGAAGUCGAACUUACUUAAAGUUACAGUUUUCCUUCCCAUUGGUUCAUGAGAGUGCGUUUGGAGUAGACUCUGAACCUUGCAAUCGAGGAGUAAACUUUUGACAAGAGGCGCAGAUUUGUACAUCUGGACAAGUGCACUGGCUCAUUCACGGGAAUUAUGAAAAGUUUAAAACAGCGACUUAAGAAAAACGAGAGUACUGAAUGGGGAAAGUAUGAUGAACGGUUGAUGAGGGCGGUGGAGAAUGAAGAUACAGACAAACUUACAGCCACAAUCAAAAAAGGAGGAAGCCCCACCAGACUAGACUCAGAGGGUCAUUCAGCGUUUCAUGUUGCUGCUAGCAAAGGCCUCAUAAAUAGUCUGAAUGUUUUCCUGGAUAACGGUGUAAAUGUGAAGGCUGUGGAUGCCACUGGUAAAACAGCUUUGCAUCUGGCUGCAGGAGGUGGUCAUUCCCUGUGUGUGCAGAGGUUACUGCAGUUUAAAUGUCCUGUUGACAGUGCGGACCUGCAGAGACGUACACCUUUACAUGAUGCAGCUUCUGUAGGCUGCAAAGCCGUCAUCAAAAUUCUUUGUGACAGUGGAGCGUCUGUCAAUGCUGUUGACGCAGAUUGUGUGUCACCCUUAUUGUUAGCUGCCAGGAUGUGCCAACCAGGAUCGUGCCAGUUGUUAGUACAGUAUGGGGCACGCACUGUUCUACGAGACAAGCAAAACAAGACGGCACUUAUCCUGGCCUGUGAAAACUCUUGUAAAGAAGCCGUAGAGAUUCUCCUGAAGACUAAGGCAGAUGUAUCUGCAGUGGACAUCUAUGGUCACGAUGCUUACCACUAUGCCAAGCUAAGUCAGAAACAAGACUUGAUCAAACUGGUUAAACAAGCCUUGGAAUCAACCACUAAAGCAAAAGAUACUGUCACAGUUUCACAGAAGACCCAACAGUUGAAGGUACAUGGCAGCCAUGGUAGCUCCACAGAGGGAAAAGAUGCGAAACAGACUCAUAAUUUGGAUGCCACACAGGUCAGGCACUCACAGUCAGCUCCUGUCCCGGUAAGAUCUGUUCCCAUAUCUGUGGAGUUAUUACCCGGGGAGGUGGAGGCCCUUAGAAGAGAACUGAGAGAUUCACGGAGAAGACAGGAAGCAGCAGAGGCAGAGGUUCACAGGCUAGAUGCAGCGCUGGCAAUGCACAGCCAGGAAUAUGAAGGACUGAGGAGGAGCAGUGAGCAAGCCCUGCAUGCGGCUCACAGCAGGGCGUGGGAGCUGGAGGAGGCCCUGGGCGAGGUACAGAGGAGGAUGGCUGGCUCUGAGACCCGUGUAAGGCAGAUGCAAGCUCAUCUAGUAGCUGUCAGGGAACAUCUAGUGGAAGAACUGAGAUUCCAGCUCCAAGAGGUCAAAGGUCAGCGAGAGGCAACCGUAGCAGAACUGGGGAGGAUGCAGAAGGAUCUCAACCAGAGCCAGAGAGACGUGGAGCAGCAGAAGGAGAACCAGAGUUCUUUGUUGCAGGAACUUAGCCGGCUUUCCCAGGAACUGCUUAGCAGAGAGGAGCAGAUAAACACGCUGAAGACCAGUUUAGCAGCUAUGGAGACACAGCAUGUCGAGAUGUCGUGUAAAGACACCCAGACCCCACCAGAAUGGUGCCCCACGGAUGUGAAAACCACCAUGACUGAUCUCACCACCGAGACACGUGAACCAACCGUAGACUUGGAGAGCUACAUCAGCAAGGCUGAGCACACUGCCGUAAUAACCUCACUGAAACAAGCUGAAGCCAGAGCUCUGGAGAAGUACCAGUGUGCACAGGAAGAGAACCAGAGCUUGCUGAAAGAGCUUCAGGAGCAGAAGGCAGAGCUGGACACCAUCCAGGAGGCCCUGCAUGCCAGGUUUGUCCCUGUGGCCUUAUUGGAGGAAAAAGAGAAGGAGGUGGAUCAGCUCAAACUGACCAUUGAAGAGACGGAGAAGAAACAAAAGCAGGGCAGUGUGAACAUUGCACACGCAGAAGACGAGAAUGUUCAGAGAGAAGAACACAGGCGGGCAGGCACUGUCCAAGUACCACGUGAGGUACAACAUAACCAAAUAUCUUCUUCCAGUGACAGAACAGAGUGUGAAGUCACUAGAAUUGCAGAGGAAAAUGUGCAGACGUCUGAAAGAGAGAGCAAAGGCAACUCAAAUAAAGACAGAGGGAGCACAUCAUCAGUUCAAGUUGCUAAGAAUUCUGAAGUGUUGGUGGAACAUGAAGAACAGCAGGUCAACACUGCACCACCCAUUAGCUCCUGUGAACCCCUGCAGUCAGAAAGCAUUCUCCAGGCUCAUGUCUGCAGACUACAACAGCAGCUGGAGGACUCUGAAAAGCAUUACAGGUGUGUGCUUACCAUGUAUCGGGCACGUUUGCUCAGUGCAGCACAGGGUUACAUGGAUGAAGAUGCCAAAAUGACUCUGCUGCAGAUUGCCAAAAUGAGAGAGGAAUGUGUAUGUUAAGCAGCCACAUGGACAUACCUGAAUGUGUGCAUAUUUUAACUGAUGUAUAUAAUUUUGUGUCAUUUUUAGGUUUAUAUCGUAUGCAAAUUAACUUUAUAUGAUCUGCAAAUAAAGUAUAUUAAAAAUGAUUAAAUACUGUAUAUCUCCACUUGUUCACGCCUCCAUCUCCAUUAUUAAUGCAUCAGGUAGUCCCGCCCUUAACACAUGCCAUUGGUUGAUCCUGUGUUGUAAUGUCAGAAUUGGUGGUUGCACUAAAUUUUCUUUAUUAAUCAAGAUGAUUGCCUUGAGCAGACCACUUUAAUCUGCUUCCUGUGGUAUAACUAUCCUUUUAUACGGUGCUGGACUUGUACUUUAAAUUGAAGGAAUCUGACUGCCCUCUUGUGUUCUGUACUCAAAUAUUUUGUUUUUUGUUCUCGACUAUUCUAUGAAAGUUAAACAGUUAAUAGUAUUUUACAUUUUUCUUAUAAUUUCCAGUAGUUAAAAUGUUUAUUAUUGGUGAUAGACUAAAAUAACCACUGUGAAUAUUUAUGAGCUUAUUUAAUUUACAUUUGUAAUGUAAUGGAUAUUUAAAUGAAUAAUUGAAUGAUACAUAUUUCAUCUAUUUUGCCCCUUUGUCAUGUGUGUUGAGAUUUU
Triplophysa rosa is the source of this 3129-nucleotide messenger RNA. It is a transcript of the gene uacaa, whose product is annotated as uveal autoantigen with coiled-coil domains and ankyrin repeats a. The transcript is spliced from 15 exons. Gene Ontology annotation, molecular function: actin binding. The coding region runs from base 193 to 2496 and encodes 767 amino acids. The record is from RefSeq and is a predicted model, not a curated record. NCBI's taxonomy places the organism in Eukaryota, Metazoa, Chordata, Actinopteri, Cypriniformes, Nemacheilidae.